Syngnathus acus (greater pipefish) is the source of this 2025-nucleotide messenger RNA. Its product is annotated as cytochrome P450 4V2. The record is from RefSeq and is a predicted model, not a curated record. Gene Ontology annotation, molecular function: heme binding; monooxygenase activity; iron ion binding. The transcript is spliced from 11 exons. The coding region runs from base 254 to 1798 and encodes 514 amino acids. Lineage: Eukaryota; Metazoa; Chordata; Actinopteri; Syngnathiformes; Syngnathidae.
UGGGGUCCCCAACUAUUGUUACCAGUCUACAGCAGCUUGUCAGAGUCCCCCUGCCAUCAGCCCUUGAACCAUUGGCAGUUGGUUGGUCCGCCUACCUGAUUAUGACAUAGAGUCCAACUUUAACCACAGUGACCUGUUUGUAGUUAAAGAUAAACAGCACAAAGGGCGCUUUGGGCCAGCCUCUCCCACUACUUGCUAUAUAAACCCCCGCCUGCCCCCCCCGACCACUCCGAGACAACAACAGCCUAGCGACAUGGCUAUCGUGGCCGCCGGUGUUUCGGUGCCGCUGCUGGGCGUCGGCCUGCUUCUGGUUGUGGCGGCGCUCACGUACAAACAGCUGAGCACGUAUCUGAAAAACUGGAUGGUCAUGAAGCCCAUCCCGGCCGUAAGCCGCACGUAUCCCUUCAUUGGCAACGCGCUGGAUUUGAAAACCGACGCGGUCGAAUUCUUCCAGCAAAUUCAGGGUUAUGCAGAAGAAUUCCGCAAUAUGCCGCUGAUUAAACUCUGGCUUGGGACCGUGCCAUGUGUGAUUCUUUAUCAUGCCGAGACUGUCGAGCCAAUUGUGAGCAACCCUGUUCACAUGGAUAAAUCUAUCACUUACAGCUUCCUCCAUCCCUGGCUCGGAACCGGUCUGCUCACCAGCACAGGCCCAAAGUGGCGCCAGCGGCGUAAGAUGCUGACGCCCACGUUCCACUUCACCAUUCUGCAGGACUUCCUGGAAGUGAUGAACGAACAGGCCGAGGUUCUGGUGAACAAGUUGGCCCCCCAGGCGGGCAAAGGCCCCUUCAACUGCUUCAACUACAUCACGCUGUGCGCCCUGGACAUCAUCUGUGAAACUGCUAUGGGAAAGAAAAUCUACGCACAAAGCAAUUCUGAGUCUGAGUAUGUCCAAAGUGUCUACAAAAUGAGUGACAUCAUCAGCCGCCGACAGAGGGCGCCAUGGUUCUGGCCCGACUUCACAUAUAAAUACUUUGGCGAGGGUAACGUGCACGAGAGCACGCUCAAAUUGCUACAUUCAUUCACGUAUGAGGUGAUUCGGGAGCGAGCUGAGAGUCUCAAGAAGGAGGACGAAUCCGAGACCAGGAAGAGGCGAGCGUUCCUGGACAUGCUGCUCAAGACCAAAGACGAGGACGGAAACUCCAUGAGCCAUCAGGACAUCCAGGAGGAAGUGGACACCUUCAUGUUCAGGGGCCACGACACGACGGCAGCCGCGAUGAACUGGGCCGUUCAUCUGCUGGGCUCUCACCCCGACGUGCACCGCAAAGUUCAACGCGAGCUUCGGGAAGUGUUUGGUGCGUCGGACCGCGCGGCCAACAUGGAAGACCUGAAGCAGCUCAAGUACUUGGAGUGCGUCAUCAAGGAGGCCCUACGCCUCUUUCCCUCCGUACCUUUUUUUGCACGCAGCCUCUGUGAAGAUGCCAAAAUCAACGGUUUUAAAGUGCCCAGCGGCACCAACGCCAUCAUCGUCACCUACGCUCUUCACCGGGAUCCUCGCUACUUCCCUGAGCCCGAGGAAUUCCGGCCCGAACGCUUCCUGCCGGAAAACGUGACAGGGAGACCGCCGUACGCGUACAUCCCCUUCUCUGCCGGACUUCGCAACUGCAUCGGUCAGCGCUUUGCCCUCAUGGAGGAAAAAGUGGUGUUAUCUUCCAUUUUGCGUAAUUUUAACGUCAAAACUAGCCAGUCACGUGAAGAGCUGAGUCCGACGGCUGGGCUCAUCCUGCGGCCCGAAAGCGGCAUCUGGAUACAGUUGGAAAAAUGCGACAAAGCCCAGACAAAUCUUUCAAAAUGUUUGUGAAAGGAUGAAAUGUAGGCAAUGAAGUUUUUUUUAACAAUAGUUUUCCUCAAUACCAAGUGCUGGAUGUAAAUUUCUUUCUGCAUUAAUUCAACAUGAAAAAAUAUUUCCCCAAGUCAUAGUCAAAUUUAGAUCGGAAAUUGAAUUGAAUUUUUCUACAUAGCCAUUUUUUGUAUUCUAAUUUAAAAAUUGUUUGGUGUAUAUACUGAAUUACAUGAAAACAAAAUCAA